Arctia plantaginis is the source of this 1071-nucleotide messenger RNA. NCBI's taxonomy places the organism in Eukaryota, Metazoa, Arthropoda, Insecta, Lepidoptera, Erebidae. The record is from the annotation of a GenBank genome assembly.
AUGAAGAUUCAAGUUUUGUUUGUGGUGGUAUCAAUUUUUAUAGUCUACACUAGUAAAGCAGCAACUAUAGCAGAAUCUAAGCAUAAAGAUAUAGUCGAAACUCCAACAGACGAUGAGACCGAAUAUUUUAGCAGACCAACAGUUUUACCAGAAUUACCUAAAACUAAAGAUAAACUAAUUUUCAGGAGAUUUAAAGAAUUAUAUCUGAUUAUUACAAAGAUGAAAACGCAGUUGUUAUUUGGGAUCGUGGCGAUUCUGGCCAUCAGUGACAGCAUCAAUGGAGCUGUCGUUAAGGCUGAAGCAGUAGAUGAAUCUGGGGCAAUUGAAUCACCACAAGAACUGACUGUAUCUCAAGUCAGCCAAGGCGUUAAGUCUGAAGCAGUAGAAGAAGCCGAGGCAAUUGAAUCACCCAAAGAACUGUCUGCAUCUGCCGUAAGCCGCGGCGUGUACUCCGGAAUAAUCAAUCCUGGAGACAGAUUGUUAUAUAGAAACUACUUCACGAAAUCAGCAAUCGCAAACGCUGUACAAUCGCAAGAUAUCACAUAUCGAGGAAGUGCAUACACCAGGAUUUCUUACGUUUCGGCUAUGGAGGUCGGAUACACACAGUAUGCAAGCGCUUACAUCACAGCUGGUGGCCCAGGAUGGAGCAUGGUCAAUAUACGGCUCUCCACCGCCAGGGGCUACGAAAAACACAUUCUUAAGAUGAAGCAUUUAAUAUUAUAUGCGGUGUUAGCAGUACUAACUGCGUAUGCAGGCGGAGCAGCAUUGCAACCAGCCGUAUCUAGCAGGUCUAAUCUGAAUAUUGGCUAUAUAGCUGCUGGAGAUCGACUUCUAUACAGGAACUACUUCUAUAAGGCACCUUAUGCUAACGCAGUUCAAUCCCAAGACAUCAUUUACCGUGGAAAUAGGACGACCAGGGUUACAGCAGUCCAGGCCACAGAAGUUGGGUACACGCAGUAUGCAAACGCUUAUAUAGUAUCUGGAGCGAUUGGUUGGAGCAACAUAACUGUCAGGUUGACAUCAGCAAGAGGCUACGGUUAUUAUUAUCUUCUUGACAUAUGGGGACGUUAA